Messenger RNA from Oryza sativa Japonica Group (Japanese rice), 1584 nucleotides. RefSeq lists its product as uncharacterized. Gene Ontology annotation, molecular function: nucleic acid binding. Lineage: Eukaryota; Viridiplantae; Streptophyta; Magnoliopsida; Poales; Poaceae. The record is from RefSeq and is a predicted model, not a curated record.
AUGGAAGAAGAUGGAAGAGCUGCUGUUAUCCUUGGAGAUAACCUUCUUGGAGUUGAUGGCCAGGAACAUGGAGGUUUUCUUGAUCUCAACUUGCAUCCUUUUGAUCUCAACAUGGAGGCUAUAGAAGAAGAACAAAUGCAUCAAGAUGAUCAUGACGCAUUGCAAUUUGAGCUGGAAGCCUUGGAGGAUGAUCUUCGAGAGUACGGAGUGUAUGCCGAAGCUGUCAAUGUUGUCUUUGAUUUAGAGGACUUGCCCGACUCAGAUGACGAUAAAGAAGAACAUGCAAAUGAUAAUGUGGCAAGUAAGUCAAAAGAUUUGACAAACAUACAAAGGCGAGGCAUUUAUCAAUUGUUGCUUCAGAAAAGUAAAGAUGGAAAAUUAGAAAAACACACCACACGUUUAGUUGCUCAAGAGUUCCAUGUUAGCAUCCGUACAGUCCAACGUAUUUGGAAGAGAGCAAAGAUUUGCCAUGAACAGGGAAUAACAGUGAAUGUUGAUUCAAGGAAGCAUGGAAACUCUGGACGCAAGAAGGUCGAAAUAGACUUGUCAGUUAUUGCAGCUAUUCCAGUGCAUCAAAGGAGCACUAUCCGGUCACUAGCACAAGCCCUUGGUGUUUCCAAAAGCACAUUACAUAGGUGGUUCAAAGAAGGGCUGAUACGGCGUCACUCAAACUCGCUAAAGCCUUAUUUGAAGGAAGCAAAUAAAAAGGAAAGGCUGCGGUGGUGUGUUUCUAUGUUGGAUCCGCAUACAUUGCCAAACAACCCAAAGUUUAUUGAAAUGGAAAAUAUUAUCCACAUAGAUGAGAAAUGGUUCAAUGCAUCAAAGAAGGAGAAGACUUUCUACCUGUAUCCGGGUGAAGAGGAGCCAUAUUUCACAGUGCACAACAAGAACGCCAUUGAUAAAGUAAUGUUCUUAUCAGCAGUUGCGAAACCAAGGUAUGAUGAUGAGGGUAAUUGCACUUUUAAUGGAAAGAUAGGCAUUUGGCCUUUUACUAGGAAGGAACCAGCCCAAAGGAGAAGUCGUAAUAGAGAAAGGGGAACACUAGUAACCAAGCCAAUAAAGGUUGAUAGAGACACCAUAAGAUCAUUCAUGAUCUCUAAAGUUCUACCAGCUAUUAGAGCAUGUUGGCCUCGAGAAGAUGCAAGAAAAACCAUAUGGAUUCAGCAGGAUAAUGCUAGAACUCAUCUCCCUAUCGAUGAUGCACAGUUUGGUGUGGCAGUAGCCCAAACCGGACUUGAUAUUCGCCUCGUGAAUCAACCUCCAAAUUCCCCGGAUAUGAAUUGUCUAGAUCUUGGAUUCUUUGCUUCACUUCAGUCCUUAACACAUAAUAGGAUAUCUAGAAACAUGGAUGAGAUAAUCGAGAAUGUUCACAAGGAAUACCAUGACUACAAUCCUAAUACUCUUAAUAGGGUAUUCCUUACACUACAAGGCUGCUACAUUGAGGUCAUGAGAGCUAACGAAGGGAAUAAGUACAAGAUCCCUCACAUGAACAAGGAGAGGCUAGAGGCACUUGGUGUUUUGCCUAAAGCCCUUAGUUGUGAUCGUGGGCUAUAUGAGAGAGUCGUGGAGUCUUUGGCUAACUAG